ACUAUUAUCAGGAGAAUUUAUGACAAAUAAAGAACUAGCCUUGUAUUGGUAUAACAGUGUUCUGUGUAUAAGUAUGUACAGCUCUUGCCUCUGAGCCCUGAUACUUCUUUUACUGCUAUGACUGUAUAAAAUUUUCUGUAAUUGCAACAAAGAACAGCAAUACAACAGUCAGGCUGUAUAUACACUUUGAAAAUGGCAGGUUAACUCUUUCUAUACCGCCCCAGCUAAAAUCAGUCCUGUGGGACUGAUGACUUCAAAAUCGAAUUGUGAAACAACCACUGGUCGUCUCGCAGGCUAUAAAAGCUCAAAAUACGGCUUUUGAAUCAGCCAAUCAGAUUCAAGUAUUUUCGUUUCCGUGUGAGUUGUAGAUUCGGGCCAGCAACAUCACAAACAUUCAAAAAACAAAAUGGCGAAGGCUGGAAGCUCAAGGAGAAUUUCUCUUGAAGAUGCUGUCAAUUAUAUGCUUGAAACUGAUGAUUCUGACAUCGAUUCAUGUCAUGGGGGCCUCAGUAGUGACGAAGAAGAAAGAAUAGAUAAUGCUUUAUUGGGUUACUACUCGGAUUGGGAUGAAAAUGAUCCAAAUGCUGAUGUUGAAAGCAAUCUUGUCGGUCGCUCAUCACCGCCUCCUUCUUCACCGCCACCGCCGCUGUCCACAAACUCGACUGAAACGUUGAACAAUGAAAGUCAAGUAACUGCUCUAAAUUCUGCUGUUUCUCUAACAUUCUGUGCCAAUAAUAAUGUUCCUGACCAUGCCACAGUCACUAAUGAGCCCAGUACGAGAAUUUCUCGUCGCACGCGCCGUCCUCGAAAGCAGGUUAUUGAUUUGGGGUCAACCGAUGAUGACUGCGAUAACAAAGAAAACAUUUGCGAGAAACAUACCUCUACAAAAAAAGGUAAAAAGAAGCCAGCUAACAAGAAACCAGCCAAUAAGAAGCCAGCUAAUAAGGAGCCAGUAGCACAUAAGAAUACCAAGAGUUAUGAUGAUCCAGAUACUCCAAACAUUCUACCAGAUUUUACUCCGACACGUGACCCAGGAUUGCAUUGUGAUGUUCCAUUGAUACGCGGCGUUCAAGAAAUUGAUUUUUUCCAACUAUUCUUUAGUGAGGAAUUGAUUCAGGAUAUAGUGAAGCAUACUAAUACAUAUGGCUGGAGAAACAUCAGCAAAAAGAAAAGUUGUGCAAAAAAAGAUGGGUCAUGGAAAGAAACCUCUGUCCACGAGAUGAAGCAAUUUAUCGCUUUACUUAUGUACAUGGGUAUCGUGCAGCUACCGCGACACGACCGAUACUGGAGUGUCAAAUCACUGUUUCAUGGUUUAUGGGCAAGGGAGAUGCUGUCCAGGAGUAGGUUCUACGCUUUGUUGUCCAUGCUACAUGUUGUGGAUCCUGAGGAGGAGGAACAAGGUCAUAAGCUAAAGAAGGUCGCACCGUUCAUCGAUCAUUUUAGAAAUCGAGGCUGUUAUCAGGCAACUAACCAGUAUGGAAGAGUAUGCAGAUCCUCCUGUUUACAAUAACUUCCAAGCUCCCAUUGAUAAGAGAUAUAACACUGAACAUAUGCCGGUAUUCACCGAAGAGAAACGAAAUUGUAAAGUCUGUUACGCAGAGUUGAAGAAGCAAGUCCGUGUUUACACGAAGUGUUCUGCUCCACAAUGUGAUGUUUAUUUGCACUUUACAAAAGAAAAUAAUUGUUUUCAGAAGUGGCAUACAACAUUCAAACACUAGGAAAAACAUUCAUUUGUGCAAAUUUUCUUUUGUUUGUAUUCCUGUUCUUUAUUAGGAUUUGAACCGAUUAUUCGUCGGUUUACGAUAAUUCUCUAAAUAGGAGGAGGCUGCUUCAUGUGACCAUAUCUCCGGAA
Molecule: messenger RNA, 1852 nt
Organism: Hydractinia symbiolongicarpus
Lineage: Eukaryota; Metazoa; Cnidaria; Hydrozoa; Anthoathecata; Hydractiniidae
Exons: 2
Coding region: 407-1510 (367 amino acids)
Source: RefSeq, a predicted model, not a curated record